This is a messenger RNA of Linum trigynum, 1988 nucleotides long. Lineage: Eukaryota; Viridiplantae; Streptophyta; Magnoliopsida; Malpighiales; Linaceae. The record is from the annotation of a GenBank genome assembly.
GGAGCAAAAAAUUGAGUUGGUGGCGCCUGAUUCCUCGUGCUUACCUUCUCCCAAAAUUUUUAUUUGGUGCGACUAUUAGGUGUAACGGCCCAUUUGAAAACCGUCACCCCUACUUUAUUAUGUCGUUAUUAAAACGGUGGAAACGUUUGUCCAUUUGGCCGUGAAAUCAAGCAGAGAUCUCUGGCUACUGUGUUUUUUCUUCUCCCGGCGGUGAAAGGAAUAGGCCGAUGGCGGCGACGACUACUACCACUGCCGAUCCGGAGACCAAGAAGGUAGCUUGUGUGAUUGGCGGGACGGGGUUCGUGGCGUCUAGGCUCGUCAAGUUGUUGCUCGAGAAGGGUUAUGUUGUCCGAACAACUGUUAGAGAUCCCGAUAACAAGAAGAGAAUAUCACACCUUCUGCCGUUAAAAGAAUUGGGUGACCUGAAAAUUUUUGCCGCAGAUUUAACCGACGAGGAAAAUUUUGAUGUUCCGAUUGCGGGUUCCCACUUCGUUUUCCUGGUUGCGACUCCGGUUAAUUUUGCUUCUCAGGACCCAGAGAAUGACAUGAUCAAGCCGGCGGUCCAAGGAGUGGAAAACGUCCUGAAAGCAUGCGUCAAAGCCAAAACGGUGAAAAGGGUCGUCCUAACUUCGUCGGCCGCCGCCGUCACGAUCAACAAGCUGAAGGAGACGGAUUUAGUCUUGAACGAGGAAAACUGGACCGACGUCGAGUUUCUAACUGCAGAAAAGCCUCCAACUUGGGGGUACCCUGUUUCGAAGACACUUGCCGAGAGGGCAGCCUGGAAAUUUGCUGAAGAAAACAACAUUGAUCUGGUCACCGUCAUUCCUUCUCUCGUCGCCGGCCGUCCUCUGACGGUUGAUACUCCUAGCAGCACUAAUCUUGCCGUCUCCUUACUCACAGGGAACGAGUUCCUCAUCAAUGGGCUUCAGGGCAUGCAAAUGUUGUCGGGUUCCAUCUCGAUCACCCACGUCGAGGAUGUCUGUCGCGCUCAUGUCUUCGUCACCGAGAAGGAAUCCGCCGCCGGCCGGUUCAUAUGCUGUGCUGCCAACACCAGCGUUGUCGAGCUGGCCCAUUUCCUCAAGGCCCGAUAUCCACAGUACAGUGUCCAUACGGAGUUUGGUGAUUUUCCGGCGAAGGCGAAGUUAAAAAUCUCGUCGGAGAAGCUGGUCGGAGAGGGAUUCAAAUUCCAACAUGGAUUGGAAGAGAUCUACGAUGAAACCGUCGAGUACUUCAAAGGCAUAGGUGUUCUGAAGUGAGUGAAGAGAGAAUUGGUGAUUGUGCUGUUGAGGAUGAUCAAGCGACAUCGGUUUGGGUUGAAUGCGAGACAAGAAAAAUAAUUAUUGUGUUAUUAUGGUGUUUUUCUCUUUUCUUUUUUGGUUGAGGAGAUUUUAAUUUCUUUUUGUUGAGAAUUUGUGUUUGAUUAAAUAAAAUGGUUAUAUGUGCUUAUGAAGUUUGAUUAUCUUUAUAUUACAACCCCACGAGGAGUUUCAUGGGGAGAGCAAGAGCCAUCGCAUUAGUGUUUCGAGACGACAGGAAGAUAUUAUAUAAUGGAAGGAAGGCAAGAAGCCAAUCGUUUCUCAGCCACAGUCUCGAAGAGCAGCUAUCCCACCAAGCCCCAUUAUCACUUCAUUACAAAAGCGACCUGGCAGAACGUGUAGUAUGGCCCAUGCACGCUCCAACGAUUAUAAAGCUGUACGUACUCGACGUUAAACCAUAAAUUAAAGUUAGCAGUAUGACAUUUCGUAUAGAAACCGUGAUUCCAACGUUUCACACCGCUACGGUGGUUCGAAAGUCGAAAGUGAUCAGAGGGCCGAUCAAGGCCCACGGCCACGAGCCAAAAGAAGAACGUUGACAAGACUCUGGUUGGUUGGGCUGAGGUCAACUUCAUCAGCGUGGUCCAGUCCGCACUUCAGAUGGAUUAUUUGAGGCAGCUAGGUUCCCAACGUUACCGUAACUCGACUGAUAUUUAAUGAAUGAAAGUUGUUCUG